Messenger RNA from Geodia barretti, 1227 nucleotides. Lineage: Eukaryota; Metazoa; Porifera; Demospongiae; Tetractinellida; Geodiidae. The record is from the annotation of a GenBank genome assembly.
UUGAGCCUGAUAGUGCAUAAAUAUGGUGGCAGCUCGGUUGCGGACGCGGAUAAGAUUACAGGUGUUGCCCGUCGCAUUGGCAAGGCUAAGGAUUCCGGGCAGGAGGUAGUUGCGGUGGCCUCGGCGAUGGGGGAUACCACCGACGAACUGAUUGAACUGGCCCAUACGGUUUCCUCGGAACCCGACCCCAGGGAGCUGGACCUGCUACUAUCGACGGGAGAGCUGGUUUCCUGCACACUGCUGACCAUGGCACUCAGAAGUCUCGGGUACGAUGCAAUUACCCUUAGCGGCUUCCAGGCCGGCAUACAUACCGACGAUAUGUACGGGCAGGCCCGAAUAUUCAGCAUCGACCCCGCCAGGGUGGAGAGCGAACUCUCUGAAGGCAAAGUGGUUAUAGUUGCCGGAUUUCAGGGUAUAACAGAUGAUAUGGACAUAACUACUCUGGGCCGCGGCGGUUCGGAUACAACCGCCGUAGCAUUGGCGGCGGCCCUGAGGGCGGAUCGCUGCGACAUUUACACCGACGUGGAUGGCAUAUACACUGCUGAUCCCCGCAUAGUCCCAAAUGCUCGGAAGUUGUCCGAAAUCGAUUACGAAGAGAUGCUGGAAUUGGCCAGCUACGGCGCAAAAAUGCAUCCUCGGUCCAUCGAAUUGGGUGCUGUAAACGAUGUGCCAAUCUACGUCGCUUCAAGUUUUGGAGAUCAGCCGGGAACUCUCAUACAUCGGGUUGAGAAAGUGAAGGAGCUAGAAAAUCGGGUUAAGGCAACGGGAGUAGCUUACCAGGCUAACGUGGCAAAAAUUACGGUCCGUUCCUUGCCCGACAGGCCAGGCAUUGCGGCAGCCUUGUUUGAACCGCUCGCGGCGAUGGGUAUAAAUGUGGACACGAUUGUCCAGAAUACCAGCGCGGAACGAACUACGGACAUCAGCUUUACGGUUACCAGGGCAGAGCUGCCGGAAGCUUUUGAACAAGUUCGAGUCCUACUUGCGGACCUGGGAGGCACCGAGGUAGUCAGCGACAACACUCUGGCCUCGGUACAUGUGGUGGGGUCUGGUAUGCAGAACACUCCUGGAUACGCCUCGCGAAUGUUUCGAAUACUCGCUGACGGCAACAUAAACAUUGACAUGAUUACCACAUCAGAGAUUCGGAUUUCCUGCAUCAUCAACGAAGACCAGGUUUCCGAAGCGGUACGCCUGCUACACGAGGGCUUCCAGCUUGGCGAAGAAGGCUGA